Molecule: messenger RNA, 1884 nt
Organism: Eremomyces bilateralis CBS 781.70
Lineage: Eukaryota; Fungi; Ascomycota; Dothideomycetes; Eremomycetales; Eremomycetaceae
Product: delta-1-pyrroline-5-carboxylate dehydrogenase 1
Exons: 5
Coding region: 1-1884 (627 amino acids)
Cellular component (GO): mitochondrial matrix
Molecular function (GO): L-glutamate gamma-semialdehyde dehydrogenase (NAD+) activity
Source: RefSeq, a predicted model, not a curated record
AUGGCCACCUUUAGAGAGGGGAACAUGCUUCGACCUUCCAUUCAACGAUGCCUUUCCUCCCCUCGACCUACGCUCUUUCUGGGGAAGCGACUGCACGGAUAUAAUCCUGCGAGACUCAGCUUGUCAAAGAAUUUAUCUGUCUUAGGGCAGCAGCGACGGUCGAUCGCGAUUGCAACUGCAUCUCAGUUCAACGCGGCCAAGACACCAGCAGUCAGCAAUGAACCGACAUACAUGUACGCAUCUGGAGAUCCUGGCCGAAAGAAGCUUCUCCAAACCAAGAACGAUGUCGUCUCGAAACUUCCGGUGCAGAUGAAGGUCUACGUCGAUGGCAAGCCGAUAGAAGCUAAGAGCGGCACCGGGAAGCAGUCCAACCCUGGCGAGCCGUCGAUGACACUGAUCGAGUAUCCGAACGUUGCGAAGGACGACGUCGACAGGGCCAUUGGGGCUGCACUCGAUGCCAAAGAGGAGUGGCAACGGAUGUCAUUUGCAGAUCGAGCAGCCAUAUUCCUAAAGGCCGCGGAUCUUGUGUCGGGGAAAUACAGAAAUGAAAUGCUGGUGGCGACGAUGCUGGGGCAAGGGAAGACUGUGUUCCAAGCAGAGAUUGACUGUGCUGCUGAACUGGCGGACUUCUUGAGAUUCAACGUCAAAUACGCCGAGGAUUUGUAUAGCCAGCAGCCGGAACAUAACUCUAGGGGAUGUUGGAAUCGCCUCGAGUAUCGCCCGCUGGAAGGCUUCGUCUACGCCAUCACCCCUUUCAAUUUCACUGCCAUUGCGGGAAACCUACCUGCGGCACCGGCAUUGAUGGGUAACGUCGUGAUUUGGAAGCCAUCCCCACACGCGAUGCUGUCCAACCAUCUUCUCCAUCAAAUUCUGCUCGAAGCUGGGCUCCCGGAAAAUGUCAUCCAACUAGUUCAAGGCGACCCCCAGAUGAUCACUGACGUCGUGCUCGACAACGCUAACUUUGCCGCGCUGCAUUACACCGGCAGCACUGCGGUGUUCAAGAACAUCUUUGCGAAGAUCGGCCAAGGCAUCGCGACGGACAAGUACCGCACAUUCCCCCGUGUUGUCGGCGAGACCGGCGGCAAGAAUUUCCACCUCGUCCACAGCAGCGCGGAUGUCCGCAGCGCCGUCCUGCACACCAUUCGCGCCGCUUUUGAAUACCAGGGCCAGAAAUGUUCCGCACUCUCCCGCGCCUACGUCUCUUCCCAAAUCUGGCCCGAAUUCCAGCGCCUCCUGACCGAAGAGAUCGCCAAGAUCCGCGUCGGCUCCGUCUUCGACUUGCAGAACUUCAUGGGCCCGGUGAUCCACCAGGGCUCCUAUGACCGGCUCACCAGCUGGAUCAACGCGGCGAAGAACGACGACGAGCUUGAGCUGCUGUGCGGCGGGACGUACACCGACCCCUCCGCCGGCUUCUUCGUCCAUCCGACCGUCUACCGCACCACGAACCCCACCCACAAAAUCAUGUCCACCGAACUCUUCGGCCCCGUCCUCUCCAUCUACGUCUACGACGACCCCCCUUCCACCUCCACCCCCUCCGACCGCCCCUACCCCAAACCCGACAACCUCGCCUCUCUUCCCUCGAUCUGCCAGCUUAUCUCCGAAACCACUGCCUACGGUCUCACCGGCUCAAUCUUCGCCUCCUCCCGCCCCGCGAUCCGCGCCGCCGAGGAACAUCUGCGUGACGUUGCGGGAAACUUCUAUGUCAAUACCAAGUGCACCGGGGCGGUAGUGGGGCAGCAGGCGUUUGGGGGAGCGCGGAUGAGCGGGACGAACGACAAGGCCGGGAGCGCGAAUCUGAUCAGUCGGUUUGUGAGUAUGCGGAGCGUGAAGGAGGAGUGGGGGGGGUUAGAGGCGGUGGGGUAUCCGCAUAUGGAGAAGGAUUAG